Messenger RNA from Periophthalmus magnuspinnatus, 2870 nucleotides. RefSeq names its product catenin, beta interacting protein 1 (gene ctnnbip1). Gene Ontology annotation, biological process: negative regulation of Wnt signaling pathway. Gene Ontology annotation, molecular function: beta-catenin binding. Lineage: Eukaryota; Metazoa; Chordata; Actinopteri; Gobiiformes; Gobiidae. Gene Ontology annotation, cellular component: nucleus; cytosol; beta-catenin destruction complex. The transcript has 4 exons. The record is from RefSeq and is a predicted model, not a curated record. Bases 135 to 380 code for a protein of 81 amino acids.
AGCUCAGUUCGCUGUAGCGCUGCCGCUGGAGGGAUGUGACCCCGGAACAGGACGCCUUCUUCAACAACACACCAUUCAAACACGCACACAAGAAAGAAAAGCUGGACCAGGAGGGAGCCACAGGAGCAGAGGGGAUGAACCGCGAGGAGGCCCCGGGGAAGUCUCCUGAAGACAUGUACAUCCAACAGAAAGUGCGGGUCCUUCUCAUGCUCAAGAAAAUGGGAUCAAAUCUCACGCCCAAUGAAGAGGCUUUCCUCCGAAACUACGCCGGGGUGGUCCACAGUCAGAUGAGUCAGCUACCGCAGCACAACAUCGACCAAGGGGCGGAGGACGUGGUAAUGGCGUUCUCGCGGUCAGAGACAGAGGACCGUCGACAGUGACCCAGGCCCUCCUCAACGACCUGCACUGCACCACACUGCGCCGCGCCCCACUCUGCCCCCUAGUGGUCCAGUCACACAAGUCAAACUCCCACCAACACCACACCACGAGCUCAGGAGAGACCCAGGAGAAGCCCACGAGGGAGUCGAAGAGGGUGGGAUGAGACUCCUCCUCCCCACCCCCCGUCCCAUAGGGGCUCCUCAAACAGGACACACCAGUACAGGACAUGCACUCACGCGGGACACUGUGGGGUGAAGGGCGUUUGCUGGAAACAAUAGUGUGGUUCCAGAUCAAUUUUUUUUUUUAGAGUUUUUUAAUUUAGCGCGACGAGGGGUGAGGUUUGUCUUUUUUGCGUUGAGACAGUGUUAAUUUACUGGUCACUGGAGAAACAAUUGGCCAGGUUAAAGCAAUGAUCAAAAAGGUCAGGGGAGAGAUUUUUGAAUAUUUUCUGCGUCGUUUUGUUCUUAAUUUGUUUUCUAUCAUACCGGGGCCUCAUUUGUAAAUACUACACACAAGAAGGGAUGAAUAGUUAGCUUGUAUAUCUUUAGCUUUUUCCUUUUUUUGCUUUUUUUCUGCUUUACCGAUGCUGUUGUGCGUCUCCUGGGUUACAGUGGGUUUGCAUGUUAAUUUGGAUGGAUUUGCGUCUCUUAACUCCUUAAAACGGCAACAUUAAAACAAGGCUUUGUCACGUAUUAUAAUCAUAUUUACCGUCUUGCGCCGUUUAGCGAACUAGAAGGCGGAAAAGCGGUUCGGGCCACGUACUAAUUGUAAAAAAGUGAGCGUUUCCAUGGCAACGGUGACCUAGUUUAGUUGAUUUUCUCCAUUGAUAAAGUGAUUAGCGCUCCGCUCCAGCCACACCUGUGCCCAGAGAGGUUUUUACGCAUUUUAAAUUGUUUUUUUUAAAUAUUAUCAACAUGUAUUUUAUGAAAAGAAGUCGCCACAUGAUGUUCCUAUGACAAACUUUGAAUAAAUAAGCCUAUAAACAUUUAACAAUAUACCGGUUUUACUAGUCUAAUUGCAGUCACCACACUCCACACAAGUCCACACUACAGGGAAUAUCAACUCUAUUUAUUUUAUUCAUCGUGCAAAAUUAAAUAUAUUUUGUGAUUUGAGAUUCGAGGCCAUUGUAGUUUUACAAAUGAGGCCCCUAAUUCUUCUGCUGCUUUAUUUCAAGUGCAACAAAGCUUUUCAUUCGAGAAGCAACAACAAGUGAACACUAUCCAACAUAAUCACUGAAACAAAAUCUCCCCUAUAAUUUAAACCUUUUGUGUUUUGGGAAGUCUUUUCAAGUGUGUAAACGGUUCGAGAAUACGACAUUAAACUGAUUAUGCCAACAAUGAUUUUUUUCAUUUUAUUUUUUAUUUUUUUGGAAGUGUAAAAACUAAACUCGAAUUUAGAUACGUUUUUGUAAUUUAUUUUGUCCCUUUUGUAGAUAGCGACAGUUCAUCAGCAGUGGUUUUUACAGUCAUUUAAAUAGUCGUUUACUACGUUUUAACUUAAGUUCAAACAUACAAAUACGUGCUGUACUGUAUCUCUUGCACUAUUAUCAAUGGGAUAUUCAUACAUUUUAACAUUAAGCACACACAUUUUUAUUUUAAAUUCAACUUUUAGGGUUAAUUGAAGAGUUAAUUUGCAAAAACAGAUAAGAGCUAUUUUAAAAAGUCAUGGGAGGAUUAUAGUCUACUCUUUGUAUGGAAGUAUUUUCAAAAGCCAAAUGUAUUUUACUGAAAUAAAAACAGUAUUCCACCUCUCGUUGAUAAAAUCCACUAUACAAGAUCAUAACAAAGAAAUACUUUUUGACAAUUUUUCAAAAUGCACAUAUCUGUUUUUGAAAUUCAACUCUUCAAUUUAACUCAAUUUAAAGAUUAAGUUUGAUCCAACUGGAGUUAAUAAAUCUACACUUUUCAUUUUCCUAGUGACACUCAAUACAAAUGUGCAGUUUGUUAACUUGUAUAACUUAAAAUAAUUGUUUUAAAGCAUGUCUCCCUGCUUGUUAAAACCCAUUACCAUUAUUUGUAUGUUUUUGUGGACGCUGUAUCUUUAAAAAUCAUUUUGUAAAAGUGUCAUAUAUGGUUGGCAAUAACUCUUUACUGAAUGUCAUUGUCGUGGCAAAGUAAACGCCAACUGCUCCUCAUACGAUUUUGUUUACUCUGUGUUAAAACAUUCUUUAUUUGUCUAUGCAUAUUUCUUUAAAUGUGUCUUAUUGUAUAUUUUAGCAGGGUUGCUACGGCCUUGUUCAGUUUGUGUAUGAACGAACGUGAGCGUGUGUGACAUUUUUGAUCAUGAGUUGUUUAGAUUUUUGGCAUGCUGUGGACUGUGUGUUUUUACUGUUUUGGCUCGUCUAAAACAUUUCGGUUGAUCUGUGUUGCCUUUGUUUUUUGGGUUUUUUUUGGAAUAGUUGGUUCAUUUUUGUACAGCUGCUGAACAUGUUGUGACUUAAUGCUUCCAAAUCCUAUACCAACUGAACCAUUAAACAGAUUUUAAACGUGAAA